AUGACGUCAUCAGCGGAUGCCGUGACAUCAUCCGCGGAUGCUGUGACGUCAUCAGUGGAGGGCACUGUGGUCGCAGCAGCUGGUGCGGCUUCAGCGGCAGACCAAUCUGUCGUCGAACGGUCAAGAGACAGAUUGGCUGGGGUUGGGCCGAAGGAGGAGAACCCAGUGGCCGAGGGUGCUGCAGGUGCCCUCCCUUCCCUCGCUGCUUGCUUCUCUUCUCUCCUCUCCGCCCAUCUCGCCACCCCCUCCGCCCCAAACCGCCUGGUGCUCCGCUCAGUCUGUUCCCACCGCCCCCUGCUGCUGCUCGUGCUGCUAAGUGCUCACACGGCCGUGGGGUGGGGCGUGUGUGGGCACGCUGAGGAGGGUCGGGAGGAGGAGGAUUCAAAGAAGAGUUUAUACGCUGGGAAGGAUGAAGAGGAGGAGGAAGAAGGGAAGGAGAAGGAAUGGAAUGAGGAGGAAAAGAAGGGGGGUGGCUUGAGGCGAGUGGUGAAGCUCAUGUGCAGGGCUGUUGGUGCUGACAGCAAUGCCACACGUGAAGCAGACGAAUGGGGAGCCAAGGGCCAUGCAGAGGACGUGUAUGUGAUGCCGGUUACUGCAUCGGAGCUUCAGGACUGUCUGAGCGAGAAUUCUCUGCAGCUGCCGCCCACAUGCCGCGAGUUCAACGGUUUCACUGUCUCGUUUCUGCAAGUUUAG
Molecule: messenger RNA, 693 nt
Organism: Closterium sp. Yama58-4
Lineage: Eukaryota; Viridiplantae; Streptophyta; Zygnematophyceae; Desmidiales; Closteriaceae
Source: the annotation of a GenBank genome assembly